UAGUUUCGUGGCCUCUCCGUUUAACGAUUUAGUGCGGCGGAGCUACUUCGACGGCGCUGACCACCUCCUCCACAGCUUUCGUCUCCAUUUUCUGUCGGACAUUUCUUUUAGGUUUUUGGGAGUCUUUUCGCAGUCCCUUUGAAUCUAAGACUCUUGCGUGCGCCUGAUUCGCGUGCGGAAUCGUAAGCGGAAGAGCUCGCUUUUUCUCGUCUUCUGAUACAAAAAUGUCGGUCACAGCAGGAGUCAGUGACACUGUAAUUGCGAUAAGGGAAAAGCUAAGGGGUAAAAUUGGCCAGACAAAGGUGAAAAGAUAUUGGCCUGGGAAAGCUCCCGAGUGGGCUGAUGAAGCUGACGAUGAUGAGGAUGUUAGGAUGCAGAGGACUGCUGCUGUGGAGAGAGCUUUCCCGAAGCUCGAGGAUUCAAAGGUUGCUAGGAAGGAUGAUCCAAGGCUGCGUCGUCUAGCAGAGAGCAGAAUAGAAAAUCGUGAAGAGCUUAGAGCUGAUCAUCGGCGAAUCAGGCAGGCUGAGAUUAUUUCUACAGAAGAAGAGGAGUUUGGUAAACAAGAGACAAGAGAUGAGGAAGAUGAUGAAGAUGCAUUGGAAGAAAGAAGGAGAAGAAUCAGAGAAAAGAAUCUCAAGAGAGCACAAGAAGAAGCUGCUCUACUUCCCGUGGAAGAAGAGGAAGAAGAAGAAGAGGAUGAAGAAGAGGAAGAAGAGUCAGAGUAUGAGACUGAUUCAGAAGAAGAGAUGCCAGGCAUGGCCAUGGUAAAGCCUGUCUUUGUUCCAAAAGCUGAGAGAGAUACAAUAGCUGAACGUGAACGGCUUGAGGCUGAAGAACGAGCCCUUGAGGAACUAGCCAAGAGAAAGUUGGAGAUAAGAAAGAAAGAGACAAAACAAAUAGUGGUUGAGGAAGUAAGGAAGGAUGAAGAGAUUCAGAAGAACAUGGAAAUGGAUGAAGCAAAUAUCGCUGAUGUGGAUACUGAUGAUGAAAUGAAUGAAGCAGAGGAGUAUGAAGUUUGGAAGACCAGAGAGAUUGCCAGAAUCAAGAGAGAAAGAGAUGCACGGGAAGCCAUGGUAAAGGAGAGGGAAGAAAUAGAAAAGUUAAGGAACAUGACAGAGCAAGAAAGAAGAGAGUGGGAGAGGAAGAAUCCAAAACCAGCAGGUCCACAAAAGCAGAAAUGGAAAUUCAUGCAGAAAUACUACCACAAGGGUGCAUUCUUCCAAUCAGAUGUUGAUGACGUGGCUGCAUCGGUUGGAACAGAUGAUAUUUUCCAGCGUGACUUUUCUGCUCCAACCGGAGAAGAUAGGUUGGACAGGUCGAUACUGCCUAAAGUCAUGCAGGUCAAGCACUUUGGUCGCAGUGGGAGAACUAAAUGGACACACCUUGUCAAUGAAGACACAACAGAUUGGAAUAGCCCGUGGACUUCGAAUGACCCUCUACGCGAUAAAUACAAUUCAAAAAUGGCAGGGAUGAAUGCUCCUAUAUCUAAACCAAAAGGAAGCAAGAAAAUGAAGGAUUGGCAGACCUGACUUCUGUGGUACCCUACCUUUCGUAACAUCUACUCUGCAUCAUGUUAUUUGUAGGAUAUGGUUUUCUUGUACUGUAUCUUCUACCUUCUACGUAGUCUUAGAGGAAAGCAAUAAAGACAGCUGCAGGAAAUCAUGGAUGGGAUAGUUGCUGAGGACAUGCCAAGUGGUGAAAAGUGGUUCUUGAUCUUUCUUGCUUUGCAGAUCCUUGAAGUUUUGAGUAAAUCCCCUGUAGUGAGAGUGACUUCUCAGCUCGGAGUUGGAAGUUGGAACAUCCGAGUUUUUAGGAUUUGGGAGCUGAAUAGAUUUCAUUAUCAAUGUCUGACUCUGUGUAAAUGAUCCUUGUAUCCCAUCACAGGUAGCAUAUCCUGUCUCUGUGCCUGAUAUCUGUUUGAUUUAUUAUAUUAUCAAACCGAGGUGUAUGAUUUCUUCUUCAGGAUCGAAUCCAGAAUCAUUUUAUGUU
Molecule: messenger RNA, 1989 nt
Organism: Tarenaya hassleriana
Lineage: Eukaryota; Viridiplantae; Streptophyta; Magnoliopsida; Brassicales; Cleomaceae
Product: microfibrillar-associated protein 1-like
Exons: 3
Coding region: 225-1529 (434 amino acids)
Biological process (GO): mRNA splicing, via spliceosome
Cellular component (GO): U2-type spliceosomal complex
Molecular function (GO): RNA binding
Source: RefSeq, a predicted model, not a curated record